UUAUGUCUCGUUUCGUGACUCCGAUAUCGUGGGGCUUGUUAAAACCCUCGGCGACGUUUACAUAGAUAGAUUCGUCGUCUUAUAGUCAACGAUUCUUCGAGAAAAGUAUCAACGAAUUGCAUAUUUCGUCAGCUCGUUUAAUUUCGUGCGAAUAAAAAGACAGAAAUACGCACGACAGCAACAACGAAAAAGAAAAAAAAGAAGAACGAUUGAAAAAACAAAAAAAAACUGCAACCGUAUAUUUAUGCAACGCGGGUUAAUUGUUAUAACGUUGUAGACUCUUCUGUUGCUGGGGCUACUGUGCGUCAUCCUCUCUCUCUCUCUCUCUCUCACUCGUCGGGCUCUAGCUAGGCGCUGCUGUGUGCAUUCUAUAUAUUUAUAGAUGUAUAUAGCGCACAAACGUCGUCGUUUUGUUGCUAUAUAAUAUCAACGCACGCGAGCCGUACUAGGCACUGUAUACAUCGUCUCGCAGUUCAGACGGUUCUAGUAGUGCUCCGACUGCUGCUGUAGUAGUACAACAACGACUCAAAGUGACGUCUCUGCGUGUGCAGUGUUUUUGAGUGUUUUGUUUGUGUACGUUUGUGUGUGUUGGAGCGCACACAAUUCGUGAAUGUAUACACUUGUGCCGUCUUCGUCGACGUCGUCGUCGUCGUCGUCGUCGUCGUCAUUAGAGUACAGCAGUAGCGGUACAUUUAUAUUUACCUACAUACGUGCGAAAGUGAGCUAAAGCUUUGCCAGCAGCAGAAGCACACUACACGAGCAGCAGAAGCUUUUAUCGUACCUAUACAGUCCCAGCAGCGCGCAGAGCGUAGCGACUAUGACGCGUCGACGACGACAAAGGCAGAUGAUUUGCAGAGAGAAAUAGGCAUGGAAGAAGGGCCGACAACCAAGUCGACGAGCUUCCCUGGCAUCGUUUAUUAAUAUCACACGCACAUAUCUCUCUCCUCCUCCACAAGCCUCUCUUAUAUUCGUGUAAUAUUAUUACACACAGACUUUCCGCCGCUGCUGCUGCUCUCGUCCUGUCAGUGUAUAAUGUGUAUCUCAAGUAAUCGUUUCUCAUCGUAGAUACAGCAUAUUACGAUACUAUACCACUAUUCGACAUCCAACGCAGAUAUUUUUCAAUUUUUCCUCUUGAACUUGAACAGUCUUUAAAAGAUUGCAAACUCAAUUUGCAAAAAUGGAAGAUAAGAGGAAGAAGAGUACUGAGGACGACGAUGUGGCGAAUUCGGAUAAUAUAAUCAUUAAUGAAAUAGAUGGUUUGCCCAAUCUUCAUCCCAACUUGGGUCAGUUAAAUGAUCUGCACACUACUAAAGAAGCAGAGGACGUGUUAAACAAGACCUUGGAGGAUCUUUGUCAUGACGAGGACUUACCUAUGUCUGUAAUUGUUACAAAUGUAGACCCUCGAGUGUUCAGAUCUGAUGAACUGAAGGCUGAGAUUGAAAAACUUUUCAAACAGUUUGGAGAAGUUGUAACGUUUCAGUACUUCAGAUCAUUUAGAAGAAUGAGAGUAAACUAUACAUCACCAAGUGCAGCAGCCCACGCAAGGGUACAGUUGCACCAAGCUCACUUUGGUGAAACAGAUAUAAACUGCUACUUUGCCCAGCCUGUAACGCCUAUAGAUGCUGAUGACAUACAUUUACAUCCACCUGCGCCAACGAAACAGUUCCUAAUAUCUCCACCAGCAUCUCCACCUGUUGGUUGGGAACCAUCUGAAGAGAAUGAACCAUUAGUUAAUCAUGAUUUGCUUGCAGCUAUUGCAAAUUUAACUCCUGGAGAAAGUCAUGAACUUCAUGCUGGAACUACAAAUCAACCAGGUAUUGUUGUACAUAUUUGCGAAAAUGCAAAUAACUUGAAAACUAAUCGAUUGCCUCAUACUCGUUGCCCUGAUUAACGGCAUUCGAAAACUAAUGUUAAUAGUAGUUAUUUAAAGUUCAGUAAGAUUUUUGGUGACUUUACAGUAAAAAAUUUACGAAUUUGCGUUCCGUACUUUUUUAGCGACUUUACAAAAUUCUCGAAAAGUAUCGUAAGUUUUUAAGAAAAAAAAUUGUAUCAACAAAAAUAAACAUUAGUAAUGUUAAUAUUGUUAACUUUUAGUAAUUGUGUUCCAGUUAUGAUUCUUCUAAGUAUACCUUUAUAUAAGGUACAAGUAAAAAAAAUUAAUACUAAUGAAAAUUUAUGAAAUUAUAAUGAUUAAUAUUAGAAAUUUUUAAGAUUAUAGUAUUAUUGCAUUAGAAAAUUAAAACACCAAAAAUCUUACUCAUAAAAAAUGAAUAUUAUGAAUAUAUCUAAGUGUAAGUGCAUCCUUCCUUUACUGUCUACUAUAUAUAACAAAUUAAUGGCGAAUUGUACUCACAUUGAAAGUGAUCCAUCCAAAAGGGUAAUAAAUAUGUUUAUAUCCUAUGUAAUUCAAGUGUACAAGAAACAAGCUUAAUUUGAUGAAAUUAAGAUCACGUUUACAAAUUUCAUACUGUCACAUUAUAGCAUUCUUGAUGUUACAUUGUGUCAGCAAGAAGGCAGACGAUUAACGAAAGAACGUUUGAUCAGAGAAAUCGUUAAUAUAAAAUACGAAACGAUUAUGCUUAUAGUGUAGACGAAUUGCACGCAAAAUGCGCUGCUGGUCAGCUUUUUAGUUAUACUCAUAAGAAAUGCUUAUUAAAAAUUUAAUCUCGUGAGUAUAUUAAAAUGCUUCAAAAAACAAUAUCAUUACAUAUGUUAAUACAUAAACUUUUAUGAAACAGAUCUGAAACUGUAACUACUCUUAUCACAGUUUUUGAUGUUUACAAGUGUUGAUUUUCUGAAAAUUUCUUACUCAUUGUAGUUAAACUGAUAAAACAAUUUCAGGUCUUUUCUUAUUCUGAGUAUAUUCAUUAUGCAGAUCAAUCAUACAAAGUACUUAUUGUAUAUAAUUUUGUCAAUGCAAUUACUUGUAUUAUAUCCGAAUUUUUUACUUUUAUUUUUUAAUGUUAACUUCAAAAGUAUUAAUUAAGUUAAAUACAUAGUUCGAAUGAAAUAAAAUUGUUGGUUUGAAAUUUAAUAAAUAUUAUGCUUUGAACCCCGAAAUCUUUCAUAAAGAUGAUAUAUUUUAACAAUGAAUUUUUCUAAUGUUCAAUCAUGAAACAAUGAUAACACAAAAAUGGCUGCCUAAUAAAAGAAUAAAUUAAUGACUUUUAGAAGCAUGUGUUAUUUAGGAAUUGAAAGCAAAAAUGUUGGCUAUAAGAACUUAGAGUAACAACAUUGGCACUCAAUAUAGUUCUUCCUUGAACAAUGAGUGAUAUAAAUUUUGGAGAUGUAAUUUCUGUAAUAAAGUGUCAAUGUUGGAAGUUGUAGUGCACACAUGAUUAUUUUCAUAUUGAUAGAAAGAAAAUUAGUUUUAUACAAUCAUUGUGUGUAUUGGAUAAAAUGUAAUUGGGUGAUAAUUUUAUCAUAAAAAAGAAAUAAUACAUAUGUAGAAACGAAAAUUGAAGUAUCGAUAACUGUUACCUGCUUUUAUAGAAAAGCUCAUGAACAAUCAAACUGAACACAUGCGAUUUUUAAAGUUUAAAAUAAAUUAUCACAAAUUGUCAAAAGAAAACCUGUAUUACGACAAAAUUAUUAUUGGUUAAUUAGUACAACAAUUAGUCAGAAGUAGCAGUUGAACAUUUUUUAUUAUGCAGUAGAAACUCUUAUGAACGUAUUGAUUUUAAUUUUGUCGUAAUUAGUGUUGCGCAGAAUACUUUAUCAAGAAAUUUCGCAGAAAGUUUUAGUCUCUACAUGAUUUUCAAAUAUAUGUAGAAAUUUGUGCGUGUUAAUUUGAAAUAAAGUUGUUUUCGUAAAAAUUGUA
Messenger RNA from Trichogramma pretiosum, 3820 nucleotides. It is a transcript of the gene sra, whose product is annotated as protein sarah. The coding region runs from base 1178 to 1891 and encodes 237 amino acids. NCBI's taxonomy places the organism in Eukaryota, Metazoa, Arthropoda, Insecta, Hymenoptera, Trichogrammatidae. Gene Ontology annotation, biological process: calcium-mediated signaling. The transcript is spliced from 5 exons. Gene Ontology annotation, molecular function: nucleic acid binding; calcium-dependent protein serine/threonine phosphatase regulator activity. The record is from RefSeq and is a predicted model, not a curated record. Gene Ontology annotation, cellular component: nucleus; cytoplasm.